Octopus sinensis (East Asian common octopus) is the source of this 2117-nucleotide messenger RNA. Its product is annotated as steroidogenic acute regulatory protein-like. Gene Ontology annotation, molecular function: lipid binding. The record is from RefSeq and is a predicted model, not a curated record. The coding region runs from base 408 to 1730 and encodes 440 amino acids. Lineage: Eukaryota; Metazoa; Mollusca; Cephalopoda; Octopoda; Octopodidae. The transcript is spliced from 14 exons.
AUCUAUCACAUGUUGCGCAAGAUAGUGUGUGAAGUUUUUAUCUCCCACCGCUAUUAUCUAAUUCUCCAUCAACACGCAUACACAACUUAUAAUAUAUCGAAUGUGUUGCUUUUACCCUGAGAGGUGUACUGUAUAUAAUUUGUUCAGAUAUUUAAUCCUGGACUUAAUAAUGGCUAAAAAUCUAUCGAAGUUACUCAGUAAUGACUAUUUAUAGUUUGUUAUGAAUCGUUUGGUUUAUUUGUUCGUAAAUUUCUUCUGAUGCUGGCAAAGAUAUUUUACCAGUUGUUAUGUUGCAUACACAUUAACUUAACACAUCUAUACAUGGUUUAGUUAAGCAGAAAAAACAACCAGAGGAAGCCAGUACCACUGUUUAUGCUAGAGCCAUAUCAGAACAUUCUGCAACAAGUAUGUCUAAUUUUGCAACUACCAGUGUCGAAGCUGAAGUUGGGGCCGAGGGACCUGAUGGCAAAAUGUCUCCCGUCAGACGUACCUUCUGUUUGAUUGCAACAUUUGACAUCAUCUUUACAGUUGUCAUUUGGAUAAUAUACACUCAGAUAUUAAGUGCAAGUAAGACUGACUCGUAUAAAAAUGAAGUCUUAAACUAUGAUAUUCAUUAUUCUAUGUUUGAUAUAGUAAUGUCUGCUGCUGUACGCUUUGUGCUGCUGAUUUUAGCAUAUGCAUUAUUCCGCAUCCGACACUGGUGGAUGGUUGCUAUUGCAACUUUUCUGACGUGUACAUUUCUUAUUGCAAAAUGUCUGGUGUUUGAUUUUAAUUAUGCUUCAAACUCCCUGACGUAUGCCUUACUUCUGGUUUCCUUUGUUAUCUGUUGGAUUGAAACAUGGUUCUUAGAUUUCAAAGUUCUGCCACAAGAGAAAAGAUAUUUACUUAGAACUCUUAUUCCCGCUGUAUCUGAACGAACUCCUUUACUGCGAGGCAAUAAUCCUGAGAAUCCUGAUGCUAUUUCUACAACUGAUGAAUUUCAUUCUCCUAUAGACAGCCCUGCAAGUUCAGAUGAGGAGCCAAUGGAAGGAACCAAUAAAUAUAGUCAAGCAGUAAACAGACAAACUUUAAUUGACAAAACUCCAAUGGAUUUGUCAUACUUAAAAUUGGGGAAAGAGUCUUGGGAACAAGUUUAUUCUUUAUACAAAUCAGAAAGUAACUGGGUCUUUCAGUGCGGAAAAGAUGCUACAGAAGGCUGUGUAUUAAGUAAAAAAUCCCAUGUGGGGAAUAAGAUAUUUUUCCUGCAGGCUGUAUUAAACAUAAGUGCAAAAGAAUUAUGGGAAGAUCUGGUUUUUAGAACUGAAGAUUUAUCAACAUGGAAUCCAACAAUAUUAGAUAGUAAGUUAAUCAAGCCCCUAAGUGAGAACUGUGAUAUAUCCUACUAUGUUGCUGCUCCUGGUGCCAAGGGUUUGGUGAAAAGUCGAGAUUUUGUGGUAGUACGCAAAUGGGGAAAACGAAAGGGGUUAUAUUUUUCAACUGGAAUGAGCGUGAAAUUUCCCAAUAUACCUCCAGUUGAUAAAUGUGUCAGAGGUGAAAAUGGUGCUGGUGGUUACUUAGUUGAACCACUCUCUACAGAACCUAAUAAAUGUAAAUUUUACUGGUUUUGCAAUACAAAUUUAAAGGGUAUGCUACCCCAGAAAUUAGUUGAUUCAGCACUGGGUGGCAUGCAGCUAGAUUAUUUAAAACAUCUACGACAUCAUGUUGAGCAGCUCAGACAAUAUAAGGUGUGAAACUGCUUGUAAUAUACCCAAGAAAGUGACUCUAAUUUAUCUGGAAGUAUACCAUCAUUGAACUCAUCUUUAGUUCUCAAGCACUGGAUCACAAGAUCAUAUCUAAAAGAUCAUAUUCUUUUUUAAUUUGUAUUUUUUACAGCUCAUAUAUAUAUAUAUAUAUAUAUAAUGAUAAUAAUAAUUUUACCAAUACUGUUACAAAAUUGGAGAGACAAAGUUUAUGAUAUAAAACUUUAAUAUAUUUCAUGUUUCUCACAAAAUGGAUCAAUGUCAUUACUUCACUCAACCUCAUGCUUUAAAUUUUUCUUUUCCAAACAAAAAAAAAAAAAAGAGAUGAGAAAGAAAAUUGUGUUAUUUUUUCUUCUCCUUCCUGCCAAGAUGUAAAAA